Beta vulgaris subsp. vulgaris (sugar beet) is the source of this 1792-nucleotide messenger RNA. Its product is annotated as tubulin alpha-5 chain. The record is from RefSeq and is a predicted model, not a curated record. The transcript has 5 exons. The coding region runs from base 229 to 1581 and encodes 450 amino acids. NCBI's taxonomy places the organism in Eukaryota, Viridiplantae, Streptophyta, Magnoliopsida, Caryophyllales, Amaranthaceae. Gene Ontology annotation, molecular function: structural constituent of cytoskeleton; GTP binding. Gene Ontology annotation, biological process: microtubule cytoskeleton organization; mitotic cell cycle. Gene Ontology annotation, cellular component: cytoplasm; microtubule.
GUCUGUCAAUGUUGAACAGAGCAUGUCCUCUUUCUCUCCUCGACCUAUCAAGAAAGAGAGAGCCAUUUUUGAAGAUAUUUACAGAAUUAUAGAGAGAGAGAAAACAAAAGAAAUAAAAAUAUAAAAAAGAGCUGAGACUUUUAGAGAGAAAAAGUAAAGAGCUUGAUCAUAAUCUCUGUGUUCUACUGUUUCUUAAUUAGAGAUUAAGAAAGUAAUUAAGAGCUUAUAAUGAGAGAGGUGAUCAGCAUACACAUUGGUCAAGCUGGAAUUCAAGUGGGUAAUUCUUGUUGGGAGCUUUUUUGCCUCGAACAUGGAAUUCAGCAAGAUGGCAUGAUGCCCAGUGACACAUCAAUAGGAGCUGAACAUGAUUCGUUUAAUACCUUCUUCAGCGAGACUGGUUCUGGCAAGCAUGUACCUAGAGCUGUGUUCAUUGAUUUGGAACCAACUGUGAUUGAUGAAAUCCGAACAGGUCCAUAUAGACAACUUUUCCAUCCAGAGCAGCUUCUUACUGGAAAAGAAGAUGCUGCCAACAACUUUGCUCGCGGACAUUAUACAGUGGGAAAGGAUAUGAUUGAUUUGUGCCUUGACCGGGUGAGGAAAUUGGCCGACAGUUGCACUGGGUUGCAGGGUUUCUUGGUUUUCAAUGCUGUUGGUGGUGGAACUGGUUCUGGUUUUGGGUCAUUGCUUCUAGAACGCUUGUCCGUAGAAUAUGGAAAAAAGUCGAAACUAGGUUUCACAAUCUUCCCUUCUCCACAGGUAUCAACAGCAGUUGUUGAGCCUUACAACAGUGUCCUCUCCACUCAUUCUCUCUUGGAGCAUGCUGAUGUCUCUGUGCUUCUAGACAAUGAAGCGAUAUAUGAUAUAUGCAAGAGAUCCUUAAACAUUGAGAGGCCUACAUAUACCAACUUGAACCGCUUGAUAUCUCAAGUAGUAUCUUCAUUAACAACUUCGUUGAGGUUUGAUGGAGCCAUCAAUGUGGAUAUUACAGAGUUCCAAACUAACCUUGUACCAUACCCUCGUAUUCACUUCAUGUUGUCAUCCUAUGCCCCUGUUAUCUCUGCUGAAAAGGCUUAUCACGAGCAGCUUUCAGUACCUGAGAUAACAACUGCUGUUUUUGAGCCUUCAAGUAUGAUGGCUAAGUGUGAUCCGAGGCAUGGAAAGUACAUGGCUUCUUGUUUGAUGUACCGUGGUGAUGUUGUUCCCAAAGAUGUCAAUGCAGCUGUGGGCACCAUCAAGACCAAAAGAACUGUUCAAUUUGUUGACUGGUGCCCUACUGGUUUCAAGUGCGGAAUCAACUACCAACCCCCAACAGUAGUACCGGGUGGUGAUCUUGCCAAGGUGCAGCGUGCAGUCUGUAUGAUCAGUAACAAUACAGCAGUGGCUGAAGUUUUCUCCAGAAUUGACCACAAAUUUGACCUUAUGUAUGCCAAGAGAGCAUUUGUGCACUGGUAUGUUGGCGAAGGCAUGGAAGAAGGUGAGUUUUCAGAAGCUCGAGAAGACCUGGCCGCUCUUGAGAAAGACUACGAGGAAGUUGGUGCUGAGGGCCGUGAUGAUGAAGAUGAUGAUGAUGAUGAAUACUGAGAGUUAUCAAAUUACUGCUCUUUCUAUUUUCUUGUAUCCUAUUUCCCAAUUUUCCAGCAUGUAUUAUUGUAAUUUUUCUCCGGUGAAUAUUUUGUUUUUGUGAGUCCAGAUUUCAUGUGAGAAUUGAAUUGAUUAUUUGAAAUGGCAUCUCCUACAGGCGUUGUGCUUUUUAAGGGAUGUGCCCUUACCAAGUACACUAGAAUUUUCUUCA